Molecule: messenger RNA, 1256 nt
Organism: Cuscuta epithymum
Lineage: Eukaryota; Viridiplantae; Streptophyta; Magnoliopsida; Solanales; Convolvulaceae
Source: the annotation of a GenBank genome assembly
CUGAGUGGGGAUAGGGACGACAAUAACCGUCGAUAGCCAGUUCUACACAAGGAAGACGCCCCUUCCCUUACAAACUUUUUCUUCCUCGACCCUAUAACAGAGAAAUUGAGUAAAAACUAGUUUAAGGAUGAUAAAGCAAGGCAAUCACGAUUUCUUCAAUGGUAAUGGUGCUGGCAGCCAUAUCUCUGCCACCGACCAACAGAAACCGCUUCCUCCCAUAUAUAAGAAGCGAAGAAGAAGCAGAACGAUGAUGGAGGAAAGUCAGCAGUCUUCAUCUUCCGUGGUCCCUACUAGCAGCGCCUCCGACAGAAUGCCGCAGUGCACGGAGUGCGGGAAGAGGUUCUGUUCAUGGAAGGCCCUGUUUGGACACAUGCGCUGCCAUCCGGAGAGGCAGUGGCGUGGCAUCAACCCUCCGCCGAAUUUCGCCAGACCGCCACCCGUCGCCUUUUCAUCUCCUCCGAGCCGCCGCAGGUUCUGCUGGGGAGGAGAUGGUCAUGAUGAUGAUGAUGAUUUUGAGGUGGCAGGCUGCCUGCUAAUGCUUGCAAAUGCUGGCGAGAGUCCGCAACAUCAGCAGCAGCAGCAGGCAGCGCUUAGGAUGGAUGACGAAAUAUCCGUGGCAGUCGCGCCAUUUGAAUGCUCGGGUUGUAAUGAUAAUAGUAGUAGUAGUUAUUAUAAUAAUAAAGCAGGGGGAGCAGCAGCAGGAGCAGGAGCGCUGUUCAUGGCGGGCGUGAGGGAGGAGGAAGAGCGGCACAGGUGCGCCAUCUGUUUGAAGGCCUUCUCGAGCGGUCAAGCGCUUGGCGGGCACAAGAGGCGCCAUUGGCUCAACAAGAUUCCUCCUCCUCCUCUUCCACUGCUACUUAAGAGUAGCUUUGGCCCUGACCAAGGCCAUCCUCAUCCCAAUCCAGGCACCGGGGCUUACUCGGAUUUGAACUUUCCUGCAGCACAAGAUCAUCAUUCUUCAUCACUGCCUGAUGUUUACAACUCUUCUACCUAUGGCCUGCCUAAUUUGGAUUUAAGAUUGGCUCUCUAAGCACCGGUUAAGUUACACGGUGUUGAAUCUAUACUAUAUGUUACCUCAUUGUUAGUUAGUUCAUGUAUUUUUAGUCUAGUAAUUAGCUAGUUACAGUGCCUGGUGCUAUUGCUGGCCUGAUUUCUAUUAAUCGUACUGAUAUACUUCUAUUAUUAACAACUGUUGUAUUGUUAUUACUCCUACAUUUAGUAUUAAUAAUUCUAAUCAGAUUAUAGUUCGGCUGGCA